Molecule: messenger RNA, 804 nt
Organism: Lodderomyces jiufengensis
Lineage: Eukaryota; Fungi; Ascomycota; Pichiomycetes; Serinales; Debaryomycetaceae
Exons: 1
Coding region: 1-804 (267 amino acids)
Source: RefSeq, a predicted model, not a curated record
AUGUCACAAAUUCAAGACCAACUAGAGAAUAUACCAGGCUACAGCAUAGCAAUGGAUAAAUUCAAUGAAUAUGCCGAAGAGAAUUGGAAUAAAGGUGUAGAUCCAUAUUACGACAAAAAAACAGGUAAAAAAUUGAAAUUACCAAAAGACAUAACGACAAAAGAGGAACAAAAAUGUUGGAAUAAAAUUCAGUCAUUAGCAUGGCAACAUGACAAAUGUAUGUUAGGAAGCUGUGGAGUAGGGAUGGAUUGUGGAGUAGGUUUAGUACCAUUUGUGGUUUUGUUUUUCCCCGUAUUAGGUCCAUUGAUAAUGUAUGCAAUGCAUGCAAGAUUAAUUUCAAUAGCUCAAAAACAAUUCAAUUUACCAAAUAAACUACAAGCUCAAUUACAAUCAAAUAUUGGAUUUGAUUUAUUAAUUACUUUUCCUCCCGUGAUAGGUAGCUUUUUUGGUUGGUUACAUAGCUGUUCAACAAGAAAUGCUGGGUUGAUUUAUUCUUAUAUUGAUAAGUUAGCUAAAGAAAGAGCAGCAUCAGGUAUGACAUAUGGAGGAAGAGGUCAAACAGCUGGAUCUGCUGAUAUGAAUCAACAACAUUUUGGUAUUAGUGGUGGUCAACCUCAAGGUCAACGUCAAGGUCAACAACAAAAUGCAAGAAACGUUCAAUAUUCUCAACAAUUACAACCUCAACCAAUUUAUAUAGAGCCGAAGCCAAAAAGAGCUCGAGGAUUUAUGAAGCUGACUGUUGGCAAUACAAAUACUCAGAACACUAUCGAGGUUGGUCAACAACAACAAUCCGGAUUUAUAUAG